AUGAAUCAGUUCCAAUACGUGAAUCCUGCCGCUAGGAUGCACGCUUACGCACGGUCGUUGCAUUCGUAGCUUAUAUUGUGGCACAUUUAAAAUAAAACAAAUAAGAAGGGAGAGGGGAAAAAAUCAGCUUAAGCAUAAAGGAAAAUAAAGUACAACAACAGCUAUUUAAUAACUGUAUUCCCAGUCAAACCAACAACAACAAUAAGAACACGAACGUUCAUCACGUACGAGACGGAUACACAAAAAUGCGAAGCUCACGCGCGCGUGUGUGUGUUGUGAGUGUGUAUGUGUGCGAGUGAGAUUGUGAGUGAUUGUAUCGGUGUGUGUAGUGCUUAUAUGGCAUACCUAUAGAGCUGUACCUAAUAUGCCCAUGCAUACAUAUACAUACAAAUAAAAUAACACAAAGGCAACGUUGUCGUCGCUCACCUCGUCUCUCCGUCUCUGUUCCCCGCUCCCUGCCCGCCGCUCUCCACUCACCGCUCACCGCUCCCCGCGCGUACUCGCGUCCGUGCUGAUUGUCGUUGGUCGAGUGCUAAACGGAAAUAUUUGGUAGUCCAGACUAUUGCCAGAGAAAAUACAUAUUUAUAAAAAAGCAACCGAAUAAUAAAAGCAGAACGUAAAAGAAGAACACAAACGUUGAGCCGGAGAAAGCAACAAUGCCAGUCCAAAUGAGCGGCAAUUGAAGCGAGAAAUGUGUGCACACGUAAACGUCGAGUUUCCAGUAAUUAUUCCGCAUUGCGCAAUCGAUUGUCAAAAUAAAUCAACUCUACACAAAAAAUAGAAUUCUGAAUUGGGCUGGAAAAUGGCACCGGGACAAAAGCAAUGCCAGGAAUAUCCAAAGAUCAGACUCGCACAGCUUAGGUCUCGUUGUUAAAGCCACAUUAAAGGUCAGAGCAGACAGCAACACUAAUAAAGCAAAGGAAAAUCAGCUGCCAGAGUUCAUCGAUCAACGUGAAUUAUGUCGCAGGACAUGAAAUUCAGUUGGGGUCCCACCCUCGGAGUGCUUUGGGUAUCACAACUGUGGCUGCUGCUGCUGCUGUUUGAGAGCGGCCUGGUCAUCAGCGAAGUGCCUCCACAUUACUGGGAAACCCCAUACUCCCAGCCGUAUUUUGAUAACUCCUCGCGACGCGAGGUCACGGCGACCGUGGGGCAGGCGGCGCUGCUGCAUUGCCGCGUGCGGAAUCUGGGCGACCGGGCGGUGUCAUGGAUACGCAAGCGGGACCUGCAUAUUUUAACCGUGGGCAUAUUGACCUAUACGAACGAUCAGCGCUUUCAGUCGCUGCACUCGGAAGGCUCCGACGAGUGGACGUUGCGCAUAUCUUCACCCCAGCCCCGGGACUCUGGCACCUACGAGUGCCAGGUAUCCACAGAGCCGAAAAUCAGUCAAGGAUUUCGCUUGAAUGUUGUGGUGUCGCGCGCUAAAAUUCUUGGCAAUGCGGAGCUGUUCAUCAAGAGCGGCAGCGACAUUAAUCUCACCUGCCUGGCGAUGCAGUCGCCGGUGCCGCCGUCGUUUAUCUACUGGUAUAAAGGCAAGCGGGUCAUGAAUUAUUCGCAGCGCGGGGGCAUUAAUGUCAUCACCGAGCGCUCGACGCGGACCAGCAAGCUGCUGAUAGCCAAGGCCACGUCCGCCGAUUCCGGCAACUACACGUGCUCGCCAAGUAGCUCAGACUCCGCCUCGGUGGUGGUGCACGUCAUAAACGGCGAGCAUCCGGCUGCGAUGCAGCAUGGCAACAGCAGCGCCAGCUCCUUGCGCUCGAUGUGGAGCCCAGUGCCUUUACUAGCCAUCACAACGACGACAGCUGCGGUGGCUGUCACAUGGAACUGGAACUUAAACUGGAACUGGAACUGGAGCAGCGGCGGUUGCUUUGUGGCAUCAACCGCACUGUUGCCGGCGGCGCUUGCCAAGUGGUGUUGGAGCAGAAGUUGGAGCCUGAGCUGAUGGUGGAGCAGCUGUUGCGGCGCAUUAAAUGACAGCAGCCCCGGCCUAGUUGGGGCAGUUGCACUUAUCUUCUGUUUAGUGUUAAUGAUGAUGCAUUUAAUGUGUGUGUAUGUGUGUGCUAGCAGCUCGAUGCGGUUCAUCAACUGAAAAGGUGUGUACAUAAUGCAAAAGUCCUUUAACGAGUAUUAUCUUUAAGAAAUCCAAAUACGAUAUGCCAGUCAAGUUGACUUAAAAAAAGUAUUAAGAUGCAACAUUUUUAAAACGAAUAAGCCCGAAGCUAAGUUCUAAGAUUGCAUUCAUCCAUUGCAUAUAAUCCAGAAAUGAAAGUCUUUCAUUUUUCAUUUUUAAUUUUGGCAAAUAUA
Drosophila mojavensis is the source of this 2301-nucleotide messenger RNA. RefSeq names its product limbic system-associated membrane protein (gene dpr4). The transcript has 6 exons. The record is from RefSeq and is a predicted model, not a curated record. NCBI's taxonomy places the organism in Eukaryota, Metazoa, Arthropoda, Insecta, Diptera, Drosophilidae. Gene Ontology annotation, biological process: synapse organization. Gene Ontology annotation, cellular component: neuron projection membrane. The coding region runs from base 959 to 1939 and encodes 326 amino acids.